CAUGGUAUGGGAUCAUGGCGGCACAGGCAAGGAAUUCGUACACUCGCUCUUGGAGCCUUCGCCACUGGAUAUAUACUGUGGACCUGGAUAGUCCUACGACGUACGUACUCAUAUACUCCUAUAGACGACGAGGAGGACGAGGACGAGGACGACGCCGGGAGACGAUAUGAUCCCAUGCAUGUGUCUGGAUCCGAUCCCCUACCCUACCCUAUCCUGCACCUGUCCUUGGUUUCCUAGACGAGUUAGCGAAGAGCAAAGGCCAUUUGACCUGGCCAUCACUUCCCCCCUUCCCCGAACACGUCUCCUCGCCUCGCCGGCCAGAGCCGAAUGGGCGCACGCCGGCCGAUCUUCCCACUCGGCCCGGCGUGGCGACAGCCAAAACGCCCGUCCGAUCCGACCGGGCCCCAGCUACCACCCGCCGCCGCCGCUUCGCCACGACAGCAGCCUGCGUAGCCAGCUCGUGAGAUCCAGCUCAUCACAGCGCGCGCGCUCUAUAAGUAGACGCGCGACACACGGAUCUCUGGUCUCUCUCGCUCGGUGCAACUUAACCUACGCGAGCGGAGAGGCCGAGGCGAUUGGUGGGCUGGCAGUGCGCGCCAGCUGCGUUGGGACGUACGAGGGAUAGAGGAGGGCGGCGGCGGCAUGCGGCGCGGGGACCCGCUGGUGGUGGGGCGUGUGAUCGGCGACGUGGUGGACCCGUUCGUGCGCCGGGUGCCGCUGCGCGUGGCGUACGCCGCGCGGGAGGUCUCCAACGGCUGCGAGCUCAGGCCCUCCGCCAUCGCCGGCCAGCCGCGCGUCGAGGUCGGCGGCCCAGACAUGCGCACCUUCUACACCCUGAAUUUGCAGGUGAUGGUGGAUCCGGAUGCUCCAAGCCCGAGCGAUCCCAACCUCAGGGAGUACUUGCACUGGCUGGUCACCGACAUCCCGGCGACGACAGGAGUUUUUUUUGGGACUGAGGUUGUGUGCUACGAGAGCCCACGGCCGGUGCUCGGAAUCCACCGGGUGGUUUUUCUGCUCUUCCAACAGUUCGGCCGGCAGACGGUGUACACCCCUGGGUGGCGGCAGAACUUCAGCACCCGUGACUUCGCGGAGCUCUACAACCUCGGCUUGCCGGUCGCCGCCGUCUACUUCAACUGCCAAAGGGAGUCGGGAACUGGUGGGAGAAGAAUGUGAACUCUACAUAAUAAGGGGUGAGAUUAUAUGUAUACACGCACGCCAAAAUUAAUGGAGAAAAAGAACUGUCAGAUCAACUAUAUUGUUCAACUAAUCAAUUAGUAUUAUAGAUAGUUCUGGGCCUUCUGGCAAAUUGGCAUGGGUAUAAAGUGAGCUGUUUUAUGCAUAGGAUGGUCUGAUGAAUCUCAUGAGUCAAAAUGACUGUCUCUCCAGCCAUCUCAGAAAAGGAUGACUGUCUUGUUUUGUGCCAUUGUUUCUUCAGAUCACCAGGUUCAGUACUUGAAUUGUGGAUAUGAUGUCAAACUUCCUUAUUAA
This is a messenger RNA of Phragmites australis (common reed), 1488 nucleotides long. Its product is annotated as protein FLOWERING LOCUS T 1-like. The transcript is spliced from 4 exons. Lineage: Eukaryota; Viridiplantae; Streptophyta; Magnoliopsida; Poales; Poaceae. The record is from RefSeq and is a predicted model, not a curated record. Bases 643 to 1173 code for a protein of 176 amino acids.